This is a messenger RNA of Anopheles nili, 1575 nucleotides long. RefSeq lists its product as uncharacterized. The transcript is spliced from 3 exons. Lineage: Eukaryota; Metazoa; Arthropoda; Insecta; Diptera; Culicidae. Bases 1 to 1575 code for a protein of 524 amino acids. The record is from RefSeq and is a predicted model, not a curated record.
AUGAUUCUGAUCAAGUACGUCGGACGUGAAAUAACUCUGAAUGAUUCUGAUCAAUUUGCAAUAAAAGUUGCCAAUAAGUGUAAUGAAAAGCGACUCUCCUCUAUUUUGGAACUAACAACUGUAAUGGUGCAGGACGAUAAGCCACCAAAAAUUAUUGAUGCGACGUCUUCGAUGUUGUCAGAAAAUAAACUUUGUAGUUUACCUACAUUAAACAAAAAUAAUAACAAUAUUAAUAACAGUGACAACCAUUCCAAAAACAUUGUCGUAAAUUCCUCCAUUCCCGCGGGUAUUGCUGUUAGUGGAGUUGUAGCGAACACAAAUGGCGGUGAUUGGUCUUUGAUGACAAGUGGUCGUCAUCAGCUCCAUAAUUUGACGCAGAAUCACGCACUUCGUCUCGGAGUAAUUGGAUCAGACACCUCAGAUCGUACACCCAAUGGUGACUCCAGUACAAUAAUUAGCAGUACUCCCAUUGCUAACAGUAUAAGCAACUUGCGUACUGUCAAGACUAGCAACAAUAGCAGUAACAUAAACAUUGGAGUUGACCGGAUAAUAACAGCACGUGGUGUUGGUUCCUCCGGUACUGUAGAUGUUGAGUUGAUUUCCACAAAUGGUGUCACCGUUGGAGGAAUUAAACACCACAACAGCAGUAGCCUUCACAAUAAUGGAAUGCACAAGCACCAUCUUCAGCAUCUUCACCCUAACAGUCACCAUCACCACCUGCAGCAACAUCAACCGCACCAGCAAAAAAUGUAUGUGUCACCCCAACAUCAAGUACAUCAAAAUCAUCAUGUGGUCAGCAAUGGGAGUGUUACAGCUGGUGCCGGAGUGAAUGAUGGAAUGUGUUCUGUUAAUACUAACAGCAAUAAUAAUGCCAACAACAAUAAUUCUUUGAAUGGUAAUCAAGAGCUGACCAGUAUCGUCCCCGGAAAUAAUUCCAAUACUAGCGCAGUUGUCGUAUAUAAUGGAAAUACCAUAAGAAGUAGUAGCAGUAGCAGCAAUAGUAGCAUUAGUAGCAGCAGCAGUAGCAGCAGUAGCAGCAGCUGUAGCAGCGGUAGCAGCAACAGUAACAAUAAAAACAACAACGUUAGCUGUAACAUCAGCACCGGCUCCAAGUGCACUAUAAGUGCUGGCAAUAACAUGAACAGAAACAUUUGUAGUGUUACGUCAAGUGAUAGUGGAAUCAUAAUAAACAGUAGUGGCAAUACUCAUACUAGUAGUCCUUUAAAAAUUGCCAGUGCCAGCAUAGCCGCCAUUAUUGCGAAUGGCUCUGCGAUUGCGCAGGUUAAAAGUAGUAGUGAACUAAAUAUGUCCAAUGGCGAUAUUGUAUCAUCUGCUAUCAAAACAAAUGGUAUCAGUCACUCUACUAGCAAUAACAACUCCAUCGUCAAUCCUGACAUCACUCUCACCUUGGGCAGCGGCUUGAAUGUUCAGAAUCCAAACCUCCAUCAGUUGCAUCAAUUGCAUCAUCAUCAUCAACAGCCACAGCAAAACCAUCACUUACAACAGUUGGCACAACUACAGCAUCACCCACACCAUCAACACAAUCAUAAUUUAUCAUCAGUGCAUAUAUACUAA